Messenger RNA from Schistosoma guineensis, 1888 nucleotides. The record is from the annotation of a GenBank genome assembly. NCBI's taxonomy places the organism in Eukaryota, Metazoa, Platyhelminthes, Trematoda, Strigeidida, Schistosomatidae.
GGUCACUUAAGAUUCGUUCAAAGGGCGUCCUUAAAUUAGAGUCUCGCCGAAAAAUCCCCAAGUGCUGAGUUACGUGGGCACCAAAAACGUUCUCAAUUCCAGAACAAAUUGCUCGUUGGCUGACUAUCGAAUAUCCUCCAACUCACAAACAAGUGGAAUUUAUUACCCCAACACGUGAUUGAAGCUCCAUCUGUUAGCACUCUUAAGAUAGUUGGAUCGACUGGGAAACUGCCGUUGCCAGAACCAAGACAGGCUACCUAGUCUUCGGAAUUUAAAAGUGACUUCGCACAUUUUACGGGUUUUACUGGAAUUUAAUUCAGUCAUCCAAUGUGGUUUCCCAAUAUUAACGUCAUUAAUGCUUACGGCGCAUAAUGUUGGUCAAUCUAUUUCACUUGGCAGUGAUUGUAGGGAUCUUCCAGUAACAUAACUAAUGCAUGCAAAUCUUUCUGUUUACAUCUGAGUUAUAAUAAAAGUAAACUCACUAUAGUGUUUCAAAAGGCAGUCUGCUCUGUCUAUCUGACUAUUCUUGUUACAAGCUUGAAACCAUCGAUUUGACUGCGACGGAACUUGGUCCCAGAUGAUUUAAACGGUUUUUUGGGAGUUGAGGACAUUUGACCAUGGUAAUCUGAAUAUUUCAGUAGACAUAUAGUAUGACAGAAUCGAAAGGCAAUAUCAAAUCUUUAUCCAACAUCAUUUCCGUUUCUAAUCGAAUGUAAUAACUAGUCAGUUUAAUAUUUAUUUUAUUUUCGGCGUAAUAUUUUAUUCAGUGUUAUAUUGAUUUUAAAGAGAGCAAGUACUUGUAAUCAGUAUGUCAAUAUGUGUAAUAACGUUGAUUGGUUGAGGUUAGGCAUUACAAACGGUUGGAUGCUGGCUCAUUGGUCUAGUAGGUUAAGUGUUUGCGCGCGAAACUGAAGGCUCUGGGUUCGAAUUGCGCGGGGUGCGGGAUCGUGACUGCGCAUUGCCGUGGAGUUCCACAAUAGGAAAAAACGACCGUCCAGUGCUUCCAGGUUUUCAAUAGUGGUUUAACAUAAAUCGGUUCAAGAUCUUAAUCAAUAUUAUAGGUUAUAAGCAGCUGAUAAGAACCUAACGAAAUCAAAUCAAUUCAUAUUAUUCUGUACCAAUCUUCAUUCUUUCUCUCGUUAACAUAAUAAAGGGAACUCUAUGUAUGAUAAUAUUGAUUUAUUUGGAUGUGAUGUUCAUUGAAGAUACGAUAUUCUUAGAAUAAAAUGAUCGUAAACUAUGUUUAACAUAAUAAACAGCAUGUGGUUGUGUUGUAGCUUUGGAUUAUUUUUCCUAGAUGUGGUUUUAUUUCAAUUAAUUAAAAUUUUAUAAAUAACUGUAGUAAUAAACUCUAUAGUAUGUAUUGUACAAACGACUAAGAAAAAGUAAAUUUGGAAUCAUGAUAAUAGAUUUGAAUCGAAGGAAUAAAUGUAUGCAAUUCUAACUAACUUAAGGCUUUGCUCUUGUAAUUGUACAUUUACUAAUCAGUUCUCGUCAGUUAAACUGGGAUUAGUAACUCUUUACUUUAACCUUUUUUUUCCUUGUUAGAAUCUGAGAGAGAUUUGGAGUAUGAUUGUGGGAUCAAACGGAUUUAGAAUGGUUCGAAGCUCCUGUAGUUCGUCGCGUACUCUUGACAUUUUAAGGGUUGCAUUUGAUUUUGCCGAUCAGGUGUUUAAUUUUCGAUCAAAAUUGUUAAAAAAUCCAGUUAUGUAUAAAGUAAUCCUCAUAAUUGGAUUGGUUAUCAAUAUUAUUACGAUAUAUUAUGGUGGAGUGAUUUAAUUUCUAAACAUUUUCCAUAAUCACCCAUUUGAAUAGGAACUUCUGUGGUGACUAGUUUUUUUCUUUUCAUUUUAACAGAUAAUAUAUGCUAUGGAUUAACUUCAGUUGG